Molecule: messenger RNA, 1170 nt
Organism: Anopheles cruzii
Lineage: Eukaryota; Metazoa; Arthropoda; Insecta; Diptera; Culicidae
Product: odorant receptor 85b-like
Exons: 2
Coding region: 1-1170 (389 amino acids)
Biological process (GO): sensory perception of smell; detection of chemical stimulus involved in sensory perception of smell
Cellular component (GO): plasma membrane
Molecular function (GO): olfactory receptor activity; odorant binding
Source: RefSeq, a predicted model, not a curated record
AUGGUGCAGAAGAAUCCCGCCGGUGAAAACUCCUUCGAACGGCUCAUAGCGUCAAUCGCGGCCGACAUGCAAACGACGGGAGUUAACGUUUUCGAUCCCAACUGGAAGCCGUCGCUUCCCGUCCUCGUAACGCUGGUGCUGUGCAUUUUCCAGCCGUACCUGAGCGUGGUGUCGCUGCUGAAGUACCGGGACAGCAUCGAACAGUUGGCCGAGGUGAUGUCGAUUAUGCUGGCCUACGUACAGUUGGUGGGCCGCUGCCCGUUCUAUGCGUUCAAGCGCCAGUGGUGCUGCUCGAUGGUGCAAAACAUCCGCAACCAGCGGACCCUGUUCGGAGCCCAGGACAACCCCGCCAUCGAGCAACUGUUCGAUCGGUCCGAACGACGGCUGCUGAUCCUGUAUCGGUUGCUUUACUGGACGUACCUCGCCGUGAUGGUGUCGUUCCUAUCGGUGACGCUACUCUAUCCCGAUGCGAAGAAGAACAACCUGCCGCUUGCUUUCCAGUUUCCGUUUCUACCGGUGGAGGAGCCAUUCUGGUGGUACUUCACGUACCUCUAUCAGUGCGCAAUGUUUUGGAACACCAUCCACAUCCUGGUGACGAUCGACGGGAUCAUGGCGUUGUCGCUGACGAGCGUACGCACGCGGAUCCACGCCCUGAAGCUGAUGCUUCGCACGCUGGACGAGAAGAUCCUGGCCGCUCCGUGGAAGCACACCGACCAUCUGGAUCCGGAACUCCACCGGAUCAUUGAGCUGCACGUGUCGAUCAAGCAGUUCAUGAAGGACUUGACCGGCUCCUUCAAGAUGCACUUUUUCAUCAUCUUCGGCACGGGAUGCCUCGACAUCUGCACCCUGCUCAGCAUGAUCGCGAUCGAGCCCCGGACCCCGAUCUAUCCGUACCUGGCCGCCUCGCUGUCGCAGCUGUUUGUGAUGUGCUUUUUCGGCCACCUUCUGCUGAUCGAGAACGAUGGGCUGGCGGAUUGCGUCUACUGCAUCCACUGGUACCGGCUGUCGGUUUGCCAGCAGAAGAAGAUCAGGUUCAUCAUCGCCAACGCCCAGCCGGAGAUGAAGGCGAAUGCCAUCCUAAUGCCGGUGACGAUGGCCUCGUUCGUGACGGUUGUCCGCGCCAGUUACUCCUACUUUGCCAUUUUGCAGAGAACUCAUCGACAUGACUAG